Messenger RNA from Spodoptera littoralis (African cotton leafworm), 417 nucleotides. NCBI's taxonomy places the organism in Eukaryota, Metazoa, Arthropoda, Insecta, Lepidoptera, Noctuidae. The record is from the annotation of a GenBank genome assembly.
AUGCAUGAUACCGUUACAAACCCAUUUUGUAGUUAUCUGCGACCGCGCCCCAGCGGCAACCAAGAUGGCGGCCGACGGAUGCAGGCCCACGCGAAACGCAAUGGGACUGUAUCCGACCAGGCACAAAUAUCACUUCUUGAAUCUUCAGCACUACACACAGCGGAGCCACACAACUGCACUUCACCCGAGACGAUUUUAGAAUGUGGGCGCUUGACGUCAUGGCCGCCUUUUAUACUCAACCUGAGGCGGGGGGCCGCACUGCGCAGUUGGCCACAAAAUGGCGUCAUUCCAACGGCAAAACAAUGGCCGAACAUUGCCGAUGAUAACCGAAAACUUACGACCGUUUUGUGUUUAUUCGAAAAUGUUGUUGUAUAUGAUGGCACGAGGGUUCCGUCGUAUAUUUUAAUAUCCACGUGA